CAAUAAGAGAAUGGAAUGGGGAGGAACCCACGUUCUUAUCCAUGUUUCGUGUACGGAAUCAUCCGUUCUUUCCACCGCGCUUGGAACCGCUUCAUGCGCGGGCACGCGGUUGUAAAUCAAACGGCUCGCACCGGAUUGGUUUCGAAUCCCGUUCGCCCCGCCCCCUCUUGGUGGGCGGCGCCCGGGUGUCGGUGAAAAGUGCGCGGUCGGAGAGAACGCACUCAGAACCACACUCGGCGCGGCUCGCUCAACCAGGGCGCAGUACGGAGGCGCGGCACGGACGCUCCAACACCGCGUCUGCCUUCGAAUAGAAAACACACACACACACACACACACACACACACACACACUCUUUAUCGCGCGCGCGCAUACAGACGCACGCUCAACGGCAGCAGAGUUCGCUAUAAAGAGCAGAAGAUGCCAGCUGUGAUAAAAAACUCCGACCUGGAGUUCGACUCGUUCCUGCCGUGUUUCUAUCCGGACGAGGAUGAUUUUUACUUGUGCGGCCCCGGUGAGGACAUAUGGAAAAAGUUCGAGCUGCUGCCCACCCCGCCGCUGUCGCCGAGCCGCGCGGCUCUGGCGAGCGCCGAUGACGGGGUCGAGCGCGCGUUGCCGGGCGGCGUCCUCGGGCUCGGCGACCCGCUGGACUGGGCCUCUGAGCUGCUCCUCCUGCCGCCACACGACGCCGACGACGAAGCGUGGCGCGCCCCGGAGAGUGACCUGUUCGGCGCGUGCGCGCUCGACGACCCGGUCAUCCUGCAGGACUGCAUGUGGAGCGGCUUCUCGGCGCGCGAGAAGCUCGAGCGCGCCGUCAGCGAGAAGCUCGGACGGACCGCAUCAUCCGCGUCCACCACCACCUCCACCAACAACACAAUCUCCACUACCACCGGCGCAUCCACCGCCACUUCGAACGCUUCUGGAGCUUCCGGACUUAAAAGCAGCGCGUUAAAGGCGCCCGAGACGAACCGGGCUGCGACCGAGUGCGUGGACCCUGCUGUGGUUUUCCCUUUCCCGAUGCACAAAAGGAACGGGGGGCAGAGCGCAAACCAGGCGAGGAGCGCAUCCUUGGCUCACGUGGACAGACACGCAGACGACACCCCGAGCGACUCCGACGAUGACGUAGACGACGAUGACGAGGAAGAGGAUGAAGAAGACGAAGAAGAAGAAGAAGAAGAGGAGGACGAGGAUGAGGAAGAGAUCGAUGUAGUCACGGUCGAGAAGCGACGAUCCACUUCUAGUAAAAACUCCCAGUCCUCGUCGCCAGCGAGCAGGCUGACUGCGGGGGCGCCCCGGGGGCCCCAGGAGCUUAUCUUAAAAAGGACAGCGGCGGCUUCCAUCCAUCAGCAGCAGCACAACUAUGCUGCACCUUCGCCGUACUCUGACGACUCGGACCUUCUCUCGGCUCCCCCGAGCAAAAAACACCGAUCUGAGAGCAGCGCGACAAACUCGGCCCGGAAACCAGGUCUGUGCUUGUCGAUUGCGGCUCAGCGGCUCAGGAAAAGCGGCUCGGGGUCCGACUCGGAGGAUAACGAGCGCCGCCGCAACCACAACAUCCUGGAGAGGCAACGGCGCAACGACCUGCGCUCCAGCUUCCUGACGCUGCGCGACCAACUGCCCGAGCUAGCGAAAAAUGACAAGGCGGCCAAAGUGCUGAUUCUGAAGAAGGCCGCGGAGUACGUGAGCUCCCUCGAGGCUCAGCAGCUUCGGCUUCGGCAGGAAAAGGACAAACUCCAGGCAAAACGGCAGCACCUCCUCCGCCGCCUCGAGCAAGCAAGGACUCGCUAGCCUGCUCCACGCUAACCUUGAGCACUCACGGCUGUCAGCUGAUUAGCCAGACGGUCUCCUUCUCCUCCUCCUCCCCUUCCCUCUUUCCCCCAACCCCCAAAAACUUACGGACCCUCACUGCCGCCACUUUCUUUGCACAUUUUUUGGACGUCUAGAAUGUUUCGGGUUUACUUUUGUCAUUCCAGUCACAUCACGGAAAAGAGAAAGUCCACGGAUGGACCUCCAUUCUGAUUUCUUCUUCUUUUUUUUUUUUUAGAAGGGGGGGUUUUCUGCGUCAGAAGCCCCCUUCCUCCCUCAGACUUUCGUAAGACUGCGAUUCAGGAAUGUGGAAGUUUCGACGAGGAGAACGCAAUACAACACACACACACACUUUGCCUUCACUUCACUGCAGAGACGACACGAAAAAUAGCAAUUAUACAAAACAGGAAAUUGUUCAGGAGUCCACACACACACACACACACACACACACACACACACACACACACCUCUCAUUCUGGUGCUUAAUACUCCAGAUAUACCUCCGAGCACCUUGAUGUCUUGUUAAGCAAAAACACUAUCUAUCAGUCUGCCUUGAUUUUUUUUCUAUCAUUUUGUACACAGAACUGUUUUUUUUUUUGGGUUUUUCUACGAAAAAGAACUCGACUGGAAGUUUAUAUAGCGUUAUUGAGUACUGUAUGAUCCUCGAUUUACGAGGUACUUUUGUAAUAUAAUAUGUACUUCGUAUUUUUUCCCCUUUUUUUCUACUACCGUUCCUCUUUUCGUUCGUCGCGACGACACGUUACUAAUUUGUACCCUUUACGCUUUAGUGUGCUUCUGAUACAUACUAAAAAUCGAUACUUAUAUUUUCGUAUGAAAAUGAGUUGAGUAGAUAUCACUAUCUUGUUUUAUCUCUUCGCUCUUUACGUUGAUUCUUCUUCUUCUUUUUGUACAGAAAUCUCUCUAUCUGCAUUUACUUUGAUCAUUUGUUUGUUUUUCAUCCCUUUGUUAUUUUUUUUAUAUAUAUAUUUGUACCUAUCGGGUUCGUAGAACUGGGUCAAUGGGAAUGUGUUUUUAUUUUUUCUUUUCUUUUCUAAGUUCUCCUUUCUCUCUUUUUCUAAGCGUACAUUUUAGUGCUGCAACUCAUAGCACUUUGAAAUACCUCAUUUUGGAAAAAUAAAUAGGCUUUUGAAAGAAAAGAA
Messenger RNA from Silurus meridionalis, 2963 nucleotides. It is a transcript of the gene mycn, whose product is annotated as MYCN proto-oncogene, bHLH transcription factor. Gene Ontology annotation, molecular function: protein dimerization activity; RNA polymerase II cis-regulatory region sequence-specific DNA binding; DNA-binding transcription factor activity, RNA polymerase II-specific. The record is from RefSeq and is a predicted model, not a curated record. The transcript is spliced from 3 exons. NCBI's taxonomy places the organism in Eukaryota, Metazoa, Chordata, Actinopteri, Siluriformes, Siluridae. Gene Ontology annotation, biological process: regulation of transcription by RNA polymerase II. Bases 418 to 1785 code for a protein of 455 amino acids.